Nothoprocta perdicaria is the source of this 2247-nucleotide messenger RNA. It is a transcript of the gene PP2D1, whose product is annotated as protein phosphatase 2C like domain containing 1. Gene Ontology annotation, biological process: protein dephosphorylation. The record is from RefSeq and is a predicted model, not a curated record. Gene Ontology annotation, molecular function: protein serine/threonine phosphatase activity. The coding region runs from base 1 to 2247 and encodes 748 amino acids. The transcript has 2 exons. NCBI's taxonomy places the organism in Eukaryota, Metazoa, Chordata, Aves, Tinamiformes, Tinamidae.
AUGGGAGGAAAAUCAGAAGAUAAAUCAAAACUAUCUGAACUUUCUAGAGAUGAAGAUCAUCUGGAGAAGRUCAAUACUGUACCCCAGAAUGUAGAUCCCACAGGCAUUUCAAUUGUCUGCUCAAUAUGUCAACAAACAAUAUAUCCAUAUCAUCUUUUUUAUCAUAAAAAAAAGCACUUGGCUCUAAGAUAUCUGGGCUACAAUAGUCCACAGAUGAAGACAGACAAUGAAACACUUUUAGCUCGGAGACAGGAGCUGAUUUCAAAUCUGACCAAACUCCCUAGAUAUUCUGAGAGUUAUAGGCAGAAGAUUGAUUAUUCAUUUGAGUUCCUUACAGAUAUACAGACUUACUCAUCACAUUGUGACAUGGAUAACAUUAACAAUUCUAGCACUCUUAAGAAUGUAAAAAAUUCUUUAAUAAAAGCAUUAUCAAUUUGCCAAGAUAAAAAUCCCACUUGGCAAGGAGACAUGGAAGACAGAUAUAUUGUGCUGGACAAUUAUGGAAGUAGGUCAGACACAUGUUUUCUGGGGUUAGUUGAUGGCUAUCAUGGUGUGGCAGCUGCAGAAACAGUUUCAGCAGAGCUUCCACUUUUAUUUCUUGACCAACUUGCUGAAACAGAUUCCUCCUACAGGAAGAGUAUGGAGGAACAGAAAAUUCUAGAUUCUUUUUCCACAGUAAUCACAGUAGAUUACAGGGAGAGAGAGAGGAUUUUCUCUGAUAAGCAGGACAAUGACAAGACCAACAAGACAAAUACUUACAAAUGGAUUCACAAAGCAUAUGCCAAAUCCUUCUGGAGAAUGGACAGACUUUUACAACUAGGAAGGAAUGAAGCUUCCAAAGUUCGCUGGAGCGGCUGUUCAGUUCUUGCCUGUUUGGUGGAGAGAAUUCACAGUGAAGAGACAGACAGCACUACGGAGAUGGAAAGAAAGCCUUUAGAAAAACAUGGGCACGGUCCAUUAGCCAGGACAUCUAAAGGUGUUGYUGGGUUACUGCACGUUGCCAAUAUUGGUAACAUACAUGCAGUCUUAUGUAAAAAUGGAAGAGCAUAUCGCCUCUCAGAAGAGCACAGCACUUCUAACGCACGCGAGAGAAAACGCAUACUGCAGAGUGGUGGCAAAAUCAGCAGUAAUGAACCAGAUGGAUUAGUAGAAGGGCAUCUGAGAACCACAAGGGCUCUUGGAUAUCACGGAGAUCCAGUUCUCAAAAAGUCUGUUAUACCUGUUCCUCACACCGUCUCUGUCCCCAUUGAUGAUUCCUGUCAGUUCCUUAUUUUAGCUUCCAAUGGGCUUUGGGAAGUUUUGGAUUACCAUGAGGUUCUUGCUUUAACACUAAAAAUAUUCACUCAUUAUUUGAGCAUGUAUGGAAGCAUCCAACAAAAUGGGACUCCUCUGCCUAAGGGUCAAUGUUUGAUGCCUGUCUCUGAAAAAGGCUUAAAUAACUCAAAUGCUAUUCAUGAUAAAGAAGACAGACCAGAGAUGUUACAAUCCAAUAUGGAUAUUUUUCUUGCCAACCCAAAAGGCAACCUGGCACAAAAUGAAACAAGAUGUUCCAGGAGCAGCUACCUGUACAGUGAAGAUGAAAAUUUGAAAGACACUGAUGACCACAGAAACCAAGCUCAUACAGAACCAUGUCCUUCCAGCGACAAUGAAACACAUUCACAGAGGAGUGGGACAACACAGCCUGAUCCUAGCACACAAAGGAGCUCUGAAGAAACAAAGCAGCCUGAGGACCAAAAAGUCCAUCYAUGCAGCAGUUUUCAGCCACAUUCACAGACUGUCGGGCGAGGUGACACAGACACUUUCUGUGCAAGUGGUCCAAGUCACACUGACCAACUGAAUGUACUGGUAACGGAGAUUACAGACACAAAGCAGCCCAAAGACAACACAAAAACUUACCUUUCUAAUUGUAACUCUGAUACAAAAUUGACAGGAAAAGUGGACUCCCAGCCAUUUUCUGACAAGACUGCAAGUUACACCAGUCAACAACUGGUUGAGACCGUGCCGACGGCUGGUUCCACACCAACGCCACAGUGUGAGGACGACACGAGAGUCUAUCCGGCCACUUGUGAACCACCCACAGCAGCAAGAGGCAGGGUCCCCGCUGCGACAUUCUACGAGGAGGUUGCAGGCUACCUCAGUGAGCACCUGGUACAGACUGCGCUGGCUGCGGGCUCGCGGGAUAACAUUACUGUUUUGAUCGUACUUCUAAAUGGAUGCGAUAAAAUACCUAGUUAUGUCAACAUCUAA